UAAUUUUGCAUCGCAGUUUUGCGGCUAACUUCAUUGAUAUUACACAGCAAAACAGCAGACUGCUGCAGUGUUUGUUGUAUUUUGAUUUUCGUCCAGCGAAUUGAUUUCGCAAUCAAUGAAUUGAAUAGGCAGUGAUAACAAAAUGUGGUUGGCGUUUAGACGUCUUUUCGGUGUGAUAGGAUUUCUGUGUUUAUUUUCGUGCACGACCGGCUUACGGCAAUACGGUGAUCAUGAGAAGACUCUAUACGUGGCAAAGGAUCCCCAGGACUCUGAUAGACUGACCAUCAUCAACCGCCACCCCAGUAAUGAGCAGGGCUCCGAGUCCGUGAGGGCCAAGCGGGAUGCCGAGGCGGCUCCGGCUCUUCACAAAAACAUUAGUACAUGGACAACUCAUCUAAAUGACAGUCACCAGCAACUGAUGGUCCACUGGGUGGGCGAAGGGUCCAAGGUGAUCAUCUGCCUGGCUCGGGAUUCCAGUCCACGGAACAAGGGGUUCAUAUCCUCAUCCACCCUGUUCAUAUCCUAUAACUAUGGACGGAACUUCACCAACAAGACGGACCACUUUAAGUUGGAUGAUACACCGGACAGUGAUUAUGCUCAACUGGAUAAGUUCUUCAACCAUCCCAAGUACCCUGAAUUUUGUGUAUUCGUGGACUCCACAAACAAGAAGAUCUACUACACGGACGACAACGGCCACACCAUCCACCGGUCCGACCUGAGCUUCCACCCGAGCGAGCUGUCGUUUGACGAGGAGUUCCCCGACAGAUUCGUGGUGCUGGAUAAAGUCGACACUAAUAGGAAGCUGUACCUCACCGUGGACGGCGGGAAAACGUUCAAACUGAUCCAGAGUUUCGUGAAGACGUUCUUCUGGUCUUCUGGGCCGGGUUUCCCGAAGACGUUUUACCUGGAGCGCUGGAAGCCAGACCGCACUAGCACCGUGUUCAGUACUACCGACCCCGGCAACCCUGUGAUCAAGGUGCUGUUUGAAGAUGCCAAGGACUUCCAGAUCAAAGAGGACUUUAUGUUCGUCACCAAGCAGUCUAAGGAGAGGAACACAUUGGAGCUCUACAUCUCGCAUCAACGAGGCCCGUUCUACAAGGCGGAGUUCCAGACCGAACUGGACCUGAAGAAGUUCCACAUCGCAGACGUGACUGACAAACGUAUAUUUGUCUCUGUCAUGCACUCGGAGUCGUUGGCUGAUCUCUACGUGUCGGAGAUAAGCAAGAACUUCACUCAGUACAACUUUGUGCUGAGCCUGCCACAGAUUGUGUGCUAUUUCCCUGAUGGGAACUGGAAGAACAGCUGGCUUGAAGACGUAACAGAAGACCCAUUCACGGACCUGUACCGCGUGGAGGGUCUCCGCGGCAUCUACAUCGCGUCGCGAGUGGACUCCAAGGCGCUGCUGCCUAGCAUCGGGCCCGAGCAUCUGAUCUCGCUCAUCACAUACGACCACGGAGUCACGUGGGCGCCGAUCACGCCGCCGGCGGUCGAUGAGUAUGGUAAACCGUUCAACUGCCACAUCGAGAACUCGUGCAGCCUGCACCUGUGCCAGAAGUUCAGCCAGCUCUACCCUGUCACUAGCCCACCAGGAAAUGUAGUUACAAAUGAGUUAAGGUCAGCAAGUAUAAUGAGCUCGAAAAGCGCGCCUGGCGUAAUAAUGGCCACCGGUGUCAUGGGGAAAUCCCUCAAGGGUAUACCUGGAGUGUACCUCAGUAGGGACGCUGGGUUAACAUGGAAGAGGAUUCUCAAAGACUACUAUUUCUUCAAUUACGGGGACCAUGGUGGUGUGCUGGUGGCGGUGAAGUACUUCAAGAACACGGGAGAAACUAGGAAGAUCAUGUAUUCCACCAAUGAGGGCAUCGACUGGAAUUCUUAUCAGUUCAACGACGAUGACCUUCGCAUUUACGGUUUGAUGACCGAACCGGGAGAAAAUACAACCACGUUCACAAUGUUCGGCUCAGAACAUGAGCAGCACCAGUGGAUCAUCAUCACUGUAGACUUGCAAAACGCUUUCGAACGCAACUGUACCGACGAAGACUACAAAUUCUGGUCGCCUUCCCCUCCUAACUCCUCUAUCUCCUGUGUCCUUGGUAAGAGAGACACGUUCCAAAGAAGACUGGCCCAUACUAACUGUUACAACGGCCUGGACUAUGACAGACCAGUAAAGAAAGAGAUCUGCGAAUGUAGUAGGAGGGAUUACGAGUGCGAUUUCGGAUUCAAAUCUUCGGGCAACGAAUGCAUUAGGAAUAAGAGCAUAAAGUUUGACCCCUACGCUAUACCUCCAGAGUGUAGGCCCGGACAUUUCUAUAAGAGAACUAAAGGGUACAGAAAGAUUGACGGGGACGUUUGCACAGUCUCGACCUACAUCGCUUAUGCUCCCGAUAUGAUCCCCUGUCCACUGGAGGAACCAACAGAGUUUAUCAUGGUAGCUUUAAGGGACAAAAUCGCUCGCAUCGACAUAUCCGACAACACAACGAUAUACCCAGUUGUUGGACAAAAGAACAUCGUAGCCAUAGAGUUCGAUAUAAAAAACAACUGCAUUUACUGGGCCGAUAUAGACACGGACAAAAUAAGCCGUCAGUGCUUCAACGAUGCUACGGCUCAAGAAGUGGUGGUGGAUACUGAUUUGGCGAGUAUCGAGGGAAUGGCGUUAGACUGGAUAUCUAAUGUUUUGUUUUUCGUUGACGGAAUGAGGCGAAAGAUAGAGGCGGUAAGAACAGACUUGUCUAACGAAGGUAGGAUGCGGGCGACUAUUCUGGACUCGAAGGUGUUGUCGAAGCCGCGAGGUAUAGCGGUUCACCCGAAAGCUGGGUACCUAUUCUGGACAGACUGGGACAGGAGUAACCCAUCCGUGUCUAGAUCGAACUUGGACGGAACGAAUAUCAAGAAACUGUUCGGAAAGCCGAUAGUCCAGUGGCCCAACGGUGUGACGAUAGACCAGAUGGCUGAGAGGAUCUACUGGGUAGACGCUAUGGAGGACUACAUAGCGAGCGCGGAUUUGAACGGACAUUACUUCAAACGUAUCCUCUGGAACGACGACAAAGUAUCUCAUCCAUUCGCCGUGGCUGUGUUGAAAGACAAAAUGUAUUGGGACGACUGGAAAUCCAAAUCCAUCUUCAUAGCGGAUAAAGACACUGGAGCUAACAUAAUCACCAUAAACGAUUCGUUCUCAGGGCUUAUGGAACUAAAGGUCUACGCUCAUUUCGUCCAACACGGUAGCAACGCUUGCUCGUAUAAAAACACUAGUUGCGAUACGAUAUGCCUGGGCGGGCCGGCUAACAGCUUCAGUUGUCUGUGCCCGGACGGGUUCACGCGGACGAAUGGAAAGUGCAUGUGCCCUAAUGGCGAGGAGCCGUUAGCCAAUAUGACGUGCCCGAAGAAACCUGGCGCUACUUGUGGACCGCACGAAUUCACAUGCAAGAACGGCGUCUGCAUCGACUCCUCCCUCCGCUGCGACGGGGCCGACUCGUGCGGCGACGGGUCGGACGAGGCGCGCUGCGACCGCGACCGCGACCACGACCGCGACUGCGCCGACACCGACGAACUAGACUGCGGCCCCACCAACUGCACGGACACUCAGUUCCGCUGCGGCACGGGCGCCUGCAUCGAGAAGAAGUGGCUGUGCGACGGAGACAACGACUGCAAAGACGGAUCUGACGAACAGAACUGCACUAUCCCAACAAAACGCCCGGACACCGUAUCCUGUUCAGUCAACGGCUUCGCCUGUGGAAACGACACUAGCGCCAGCUGCAUCCCCAACUCGUGGGUGUGCGACGGAGAGAGCGACUGCCCCGGCGGCGAGGACGAAAGAGAUGAAAGAUGCAAGCAGUCCACUUGCGCCCCGUACAUGUUUAGGUGUUCCAAUGGGAAGUGCAUCUUUAAGACUUGGCUAUGCGACGGCGAGAACGACUGUCAAGACGAAGAGCAAUCUGAUGAGAAGAACUGCUCGUCCAUAGGCCAGAGCAAGCUGAUCCCGCGGCCCGAGACGCCGGUCGAGUUCCCCACUAAUGUCAGCUGCCCCGACUGGAUGUAUAAAUGCGAUAAUGGAAAAUGCCUCCCCUACUGGUGGCGCUGCGACCGCAUCAACGACUGCGGCGACAACUCGGACGAGCGCGGCUGCGGGCUCGUGUACGACACGGCGCCCGACAAGCCGGCCGACCCCGCGCGCCAGCCCCAGUGCGGCAAGAACCAGUUCACGUGCGAGCCCGGCGUCUGCAUCCCCCUAACCUGGGUGUGCGACAUGACAGAAGACUGCAACGGCGGCGAAGACGAGCGAGGCUGUUCCCGAGCCGACGGCAACCCGACCUACCAGUGCGGGCCUGACGAGACCCCUUGUGGCGACGGAAGAGGUUGCGUGGCGGACAAAAAUGUAUGCGAUGGAGUGCCGCAGUGUAUGGAUCAUAGUGACGAGGCGCAUUGCGAGGGUCACAAGUCCACGUCAGACUGCCAGUCAGACUCGUUCGUCUGUGACGACGGCACCCGCUGCGUGUCGCCCGUGCUGGUCUGCAACGGUCACCAGGACUGCUACGACGGGACUGAUGAGCUGAACUGUUCGUCUAGUGACACAAGCAGCAAGAGGAUUUAUCAGUUCCUAAGCCUCGGCGUGGACCAAUCGUCCAUCAACUCGACCUCAUUCCUCGCAUCGUGUUGGAUGGCCCAACAGAAGCAGGUCACCUAUAGCUUCCUGCCGUCCAUAGCCAGGGUCGACGACGGGCACUGGCGGAACAUCACUUGGACCAAUGACAGCGUCUAUAGAUUUACUGGACUGGAGCCGUACACGAACUACAAUGUAACGUUCUACAUCCGCGACAGCAAAUCCAACAAGACAUACCCGUCGCUCAAAUACGUCAACACCACCACUGGGGAAGGCGUCCCUCUCCCCCCAACCCGCCUAACAGUCCACCAACUUACCGGGCGCCGCGUCAACGUGCUCUGGGACCCUGCCCCAGCCCGCGGCGUGGUCCGCUACUACACGCUGCACUCGGCGCCGCCGCUGCCGCCCGUCGAGACCGUCACCACCGAGACCAACAUCACUGUGGCCGGCUACUUUGUGCCCGGGACUAACUACUCUUUCUGGGUGACAGCAACAAACGGCGCGUUCACCUCCGAAUCAUCCGCCAUAGCUACAAUAACCUUCGACGAGCUCGGAGACGUGGACGACAUAGCCAACGUGAGCAUGGCGCGCCUCACCGACUCCAGCGUGUACCUCGAGUGGCACAAGAUACGCGGCAUCGAAGGGUUUAAAGUGCAGCUGAGGUUACCGAUGCAGUAUGCCAAGCCGCCGCCCGUGAUGACCAAGGAGCAUAAUAUUACAUUGACGGAUCUCCCGCCAGGCAUCAACAUAUUAAUCGACAUAAUGGCGUACAAGGGCGACAUCAUCGGAACACCUUUCACCAUCAAACUGAAAACUGCAGGCGUGGAGCACGAGACUUUGAACUUUACUGCCAUAUUAUUAAAGGAGAAGAGAACUUCGGUGCAGUUGAGCUGGUCGCCGCCGAAGGGGAAACGCUACAGCAAUAAGGACCUUGUGUACACUGUGUUCUACACCGACAUGAUGCAUAGAAUGGUGCCGGGAGAGAUACGGAAUGACACGCGCAUCACUACCCGCAACACCAGCGUCACAAUAGACGGCCUCCACGCGUGCGAGAGCUACAUCUUCACCGUGAGCCUCGAGCACGGGCCGGCCGCGCGGCUGUACGAGAUCAUAACGAGGGAUAAUGCCAAAGCUCCGAUCAAGAACCUGCACUUCAAGAACGACGAAAAGAAACGCACGCUUGCGAUCAUGUGGAACGCGAACUGCGACGUACUGAAGGAAGAUAUCACGUACAGACUAGUGAUAACAGAGCUGACUCGCAACAAGGUGACCCGCACGGAGUUGCUGCCGACGCGCAAUGUGUCUCUUUCGCACGUAUUCGAGAACGUGCCUGUUGGAGGGAGAUACAACAUCUGUGUUUACUCCAACGUCCCAGAUGCAGCCCAAACAUGUGCCCUCACUCGAGGCCCGGUGAUCCCUCCGCCAGACAACGUGGUGGCGUGGCUGUCACCCAACGGACACGUGAUGCUGAGCUGGAGGCACCCGCACGACACGCCCACCAUCGCGCCAGACCACAAAUACGAAGUGCUGAUAUCCAGCAAGGAGAUCCCCGCUGACACGCUGCACCCGUCAGAGCCUGACAUCAUGGUGCUGACGGCGCUAUUCUCGCCCUUAUUGACGCACGCGCCGCCGGCCUCCCAGCUGUAUGUUGCUGUCAGGUGUAUCACUGCUGACGGAUAUGUCAGCGAUCUCAGCCAAGUGCACACGCUUACUAUGGAAGGCAUAGAACCAGACGCAGAGCCCACCACCAUGGGCGCGGUCUGGUGGGGAGCAACCAGCGCUUGCAUCGCGGCGAUACUGUUGGGCGCGGCGCUCGUCCACCUCGCGAUGAGACACCGCCGCCUCGCGCGGUCCUUCCUGCGCUUCACUAGCGCCACGCCGAGAUAUGACAGCCGGAGGGGUCAGGCUACGCUGGGCGAUCAUGAUGACGACGACGUCCCGGCCAUCCACGGAUUCUCAGACGACGAGCCUCUUGUCAUUGCAUGAACGAACGCAUGAAUUCGUCACACCGAGCAAAAUUCACUAUAGCUGUUAGUACGCAAAACUAACUGUACGUAUACCCUGCGACCAGGAUAUUUUGGCCCUUGGACAGGUAGCGCCACUGUUUAUGUAAAAAGUCACCAAUGGACAAAUAGUUCGCCUUUUGGCCACAUGUCAAAAUAUCCUUGUUGCACCAUAAGUGGGAAACAAAUCUUCAAGUAUUGUGCAGGAUGAUAUUUAGGGUAUUUGUGUAAGCGUAAGGACUGUUUGGCUAAACACAUCUGUAUCUAGUAAAUGUAAUGUAACGUGACAAUAUGUUGUAAUACUCUAUUUUUUGUAUGUUCCAGUAAAGUGCCGAGGUCCGUUUGCCAUUUUGUUUAUUGUUCUACGAUAAUCUUUGCGUAAUGCUUGAUAUUUUGUUGAUUCGGGCGAGUCUCAUCUUUAUGUUAUCUGCUUCAUGUACCUACCUAUAUAGGUAUAUUUUUCCUAACAUAUAAAUGGAUUUAGAUAGGUAAUAUCAGUGAUUUUGUAGCAUUUCAAUUACUGCAUCAUAAUCUUGUCAUGAAAAGUAUUUGUUAUAUUUAAAUAUCUGAAGUGAUUUUAGUUUAUGUUAGACUAUCGAAUCUGGGUUGUGAUAGUUUUGUUUUUAAUAAGGGCAGCGUGAGCCAUAGACAUUCAUUUUUUUUUACUAAUCUUAUAAAAGAAAAUUUCUGUUUCGUUUUGUUUUAUUCCCAAUUUGAUUUGUUUAAUUAGUUUCCUUUGAAAUUUUAACAAGUUUACUAAUAAUUACUAACCUUUAUUUAUGUAACGAAUUUUAUAAAAUACCCAGAGUAUUAUUAACGUUAUAUUUAGUAGUCAAUGAAGGGUAAAGUGUAAGGUAUUUUAUUAUGGCAACCCUGCGAAUGAGUUUCCUAUAAAACAUGGUAUAGUUUUUUAAAUGUCAUUCCAAAUGUAUGUUUUAAGGAAAUUCCUGCGUGAUGGUAGCAUAAGGGCUGUAAAUAAAAGACUUUGAGAGUAUAGAUAUAUAUUUAAAAUCCCUAGAACCAUUGGAUAUUUAACAAAAACUUUUUCUAUCUGUUUAUUUGCCAAUGGGGAAGGCAGAAGACAUUCAUAUAUUUCUUAAGGUCAAUGCCGAGAGAAUAUAUUUAUGUUUCAAAAUAUAUAUCUAUAAAUAUAUGGUAACUAUUUUUAUUAUUUUAUAUAACGUUGCUCAUUUAGUUAUCUUUUAUGUAGUCGCAACUAUCUCAUAAAAAGUGAUAUGUAUUAAGUUCGACGCCAAAGAUGUCUUAUAAGCAGCGAAAGUACAAUUUAAAUUAAUUGUAAUUUAUGAUUUAUGUUGUUAAAAUCAUACUGAAACAUGUUUCACUAAAUUUUUGGCAUUUCAAAUUAUAUUUACAUCAUUCAAUUAUAACUAUGUAAUAUUGCAAUAAGUUUGUCACAACAGUUUAUUGUUAAUAGUUUAAAUUCCAAUACGAUUAUUAUACUUUGUACUGUGACUAAUAGAGACACAGAGCUAAGUAUUCAGUUGAUAUGCUUAUAAAAUACGAUAAAAAAUGUUUUAAAUUAAAGUACACUUCAUAUGAGAAAUAAAAUAAAGUUUCUUAAAUCGUAA
Plutella xylostella (diamondback moth) is the source of this 8186-nucleotide messenger RNA. NCBI's taxonomy places the organism in Eukaryota, Metazoa, Arthropoda, Insecta, Lepidoptera, Plutellidae. The record is from RefSeq and is a predicted model, not a curated record.